AUGCUGCUGUGUCUAAGUCUGAGUCUGAGUAAAGUCAAAGAGGCUCUACAGCCUCACUUGGGAGUCAGCGUAACCAACAACCCAGUCCCGGGAAAUGAGUAUGUUGGCACGCGUAGAGGUGAUAGUAGAGAAAAAAAAAACCAAGACUGGUCGAAGCGCGUACCGUGCCGUACUACGGUUAGUUGCUCAAGCGUAGAUCUCCAGAGCAACAGUUUGCCUCUAGGAUGGAACUGGGGAGAGCCUGGGUUCAGAAGCGACAAGGACAGGCCAAAGGAAGAUGGAGUCGGUAAAGCCGGAAGAGAAGUGAAAAGAUGA
Molecule: messenger RNA, 315 nt
Organism: Fusarium graminearum PH-1
Lineage: Eukaryota; Fungi; Ascomycota; Sordariomycetes; Hypocreales; Nectriaceae
Exons: 2
Coding region: 1-315 (104 amino acids)
Source: RefSeq, a predicted model, not a curated record